UCGUUCUUUAUGAUGGACCAGAAGGGAAAGAUAUCCUUAAUUUUGAUAGCAAUAAUUUUACAUGGCACUGGAUCUUUCAGUGAUGAUGAUGGACCUCUUGUUCUUGAAUAUUACAAAGAAAAGUGCCCUUUGUUGGAAGAGAUUGUGAGGUACAGUGUUGAAGUUGCUGUUUUUAAAGACCCUCGGAUGGCUGCUUCUCUACUUCGCUUGCAUUUUCAUGAUUGUUUUGUCAUGGGUUGUGAUGCUUCCGUUCUUUUAGAUAACUUUGGAGGCAUAACCAGUGAAAAGCAAGCAGGUCCGAACCUAAAUUCUUUACGAGGAUUUGAGGUCAUCGAUCAGAUCAAAUACCUCCUGGAAGAGGCUUGUCCAAGAACAGUUUCAUGUGCUGAUAUUCUAGCAUUGGCUGCCCGCGAUGCUGUUGCAUCGAGAGGAGGUCCUAGCUGGGAUGUGUGGCUAGGCAGGAGAGACUCCUUGCAAGCAAGCUUCAGUGGUGCCAACCAAUUCAUCCCUGCUCCAAAUUCCUCUCUCGAAACUCUUAUUUCACAUUUCAAACAACAAGGACUUGAUGUAGGAGACUUGGUUGCGUUAUCAGGUAGCCACACAUUUGGAAAGGCAAGAUGUUUAAGCUUCAGGCAGAGAGUGUAUGAUGUCAACUUUAAAGGACAGUACGAAUUAUACGACAAGUACAGGAAAUAUACUUCCUUCCGAAGAAUCUUACAGACGAUAUGCCCCAGAUCAGGGAGGAACAAUGAUUUAUCACCUCUUGAUUUUAUGACACCAGCCAGAUUUGACAAUCAUUAUUAUGUCAACCUACUCCAAGGAAAAGGUUUGUUGAUUUCUGAUAAUGUAUUGAUGACACAAGAUCAUGACGGGGAGAUUCUAAAGCAGGUGUGGAGUUAUGCUACUGAUGAGAAACUUUUCUUUGCUUCAUUUGCAAACUCUAUGGUGAAAAUGGGAAACAUCAAUCCAAUCACUGGAAAUCAAGGAGAAAUCAGGAAAAGUUGUAGGUUUGUAAACACCUAGCCAGGUUGUUCAUGUAGCUUACGAUCGCGUUAUCUAUAUAUGUCAGUCGAUAUGUAAUAAUUGCAAAACAC
Messenger RNA from Argentina anserina (silverweed cinquefoil), 1094 nucleotides. Its product is annotated as peroxidase 20. The coding region runs from base 10 to 1023 and encodes 337 amino acids. Lineage: Eukaryota; Viridiplantae; Streptophyta; Magnoliopsida; Rosales; Rosaceae. Gene Ontology annotation, molecular function: heme binding; peroxidase activity. Gene Ontology annotation, biological process: hydrogen peroxide catabolic process; response to oxidative stress. The record is from RefSeq and is a predicted model, not a curated record. The transcript has 4 exons.